Molecule: messenger RNA, 1236 nt
Organism: Scaptodrosophila lebanonensis
Lineage: Eukaryota; Metazoa; Arthropoda; Insecta; Diptera; Drosophilidae
Gene: Hey
Product: hairy/enhancer-of-split related with YRPW motif protein
Exons: 3
Coding region: 1-1236 (411 amino acids)
Biological process (GO): regulation of neurogenesis; anterior/posterior pattern specification; regulation of transcription by RNA polymerase II
Cellular component (GO): nucleus
Molecular function (GO): RNA polymerase II cis-regulatory region sequence-specific DNA binding; protein dimerization activity; DNA-binding transcription factor activity, RNA polymerase II-specific
Source: RefSeq, a predicted model, not a curated record
AUGGAACACAACAUGCACGUGAAUGCUCCUUUGCAUUGGGGCUAUGGUGCCGCCGCAGCCAUGCCCAGCACCCCACAAAACCAUUGGGUGCCUCCACCGCAGAACCACCACGGCCAUAGCCUUAAGCGAGCGCUCUCCGAGAGCGAUUGCGACGAACUCUACUCCGAGGAGUCGUCCAAAGAACAGAUCUCACCCAGCGAACCGGGUAGCUGUCAAUUGAUGAGUCGAAAGAAACGCCGCGGUGUUAUUGAGAAGAAACGGCGCGAUCGCAUUAAUUCCUCUCUAACGGAACUCAAACGCUUGGUGCCCUCGGCAUAUGAAAAACAGGGAUCGGCCAAGCUGGAGAAGGCGGAGAUUUUACAAUUAACCGUCGAACACUUGAAAAGCUUACAAUCAAAAACCAUGGACUCGCUAAGCUACGAUCCUCAACGCUUUGCCAUGGACUAUCACAUCAUUGGAUUCCGCGAAUGCGCCGCCGAGGUGGCACGCUAUUUAGUCACCAUCGAAGGCAUGGACAUUCAAGACCCACUGCGACUUCGCCUCAUGUCCCAUCUGCAAUACUUUGCUCAGCAACGUGAGUUAUCGGCCAAGGGUUGCGUUAGUCCUGGUGGCUGGUCCGCCUCGGCGGCUAGCAGUGGAUACCAACCCAACUGUGCGGCCACGCCCUACCAAACGUACUCACCGGCCAGCAAUGCUACAUCGUAUGUGCCCAAUUUGCCGACAACAGCUUUGCACAGCUAUCCAACAUUGAGUGCAUCACCACAAUCGGGAGCUGGACUUCACCCAAGUCGCUCCAGCGUAUCGAGAACAAGCGGGGGAGGCACAGGUGAGCCAUUGCCAGGAAUGGGGACACACGAUGCAAGACCCGAGGCCACAUCGUCCCAGUUGCAGCCGCAGCCAACAUCCACCCAAUCCCAACAACAACAGCAACAGCAACCUCAACAGCAAUCGCAACAACAACAACAGCAACAAGGACAGCAGCAACACUACACACAGGAGCACAACAGCCAUGGAGACCAGCAACAGCAACAGGUGCCCACCUACAUCGAGCUAACCAAUAGCCAUCGCAAUGAGGCAACGCCCAGCAUUGCAGCCGAGGGUCUUAGCUACAGCGCCGCUCCUCAAUAUCCUGGAAGCGUUAGCCAGGCCGAUUACAACAAUACCAGUGGCUUGCAAUAUGCGGCCCCCAAUGGCGCCAAGCCCUAUCGACCAUGGGGAGCCGAAAUGGCUUACUAG